Messenger RNA from Xiphophorus hellerii (green swordtail), 4200 nucleotides. It is a transcript of the gene pigk, whose product is annotated as phosphatidylinositol glycan anchor biosynthesis, class K. Gene Ontology annotation, biological process: attachment of GPI anchor to protein; proteolysis. NCBI's taxonomy places the organism in Eukaryota, Metazoa, Chordata, Actinopteri, Cyprinodontiformes, Poeciliidae. Gene Ontology annotation, cellular component: GPI-anchor transamidase complex. The transcript has 11 exons. Bases 61 to 1212 code for a protein of 383 amino acids. Gene Ontology annotation, molecular function: GPI-anchor transamidase activity. The record is from RefSeq and is a predicted model, not a curated record.
AGUCGCGCAGGUUGGCUUUUUACUUCCUCGAUAUCCAGGCAGUGUUGACAGCGCUGCACUAUGAAAUUACUCACUUUAUUAAGUUUAUUCGUAACGUAUUUAGUUACGGACUGCAUUAAUAUCGAGAAUACAGCAGGCCAGUUCUUUAGCAGCGGUCAUACAAACAACUGGGCUGUUCUGGUGUGUACCUCCAGGUUCUGGUUCAACUACCGACAUGUGGCCAAUUCUCUGUCGGUGUACAGGAGCGUAAAGAGGCUGGGCAUCCCUGACAGUCAUAUAGUUCUGAUGCUGGCCGACGACAUGGCUUGUAACCACAGAAAUCCUAAACCGGCUACAGUGUUCAGCCACAAGAACAUGGAGCUCAACGUCUACGGAGACGACGUUGAGGUGGAUUACCGUGGAUACGAGGUGACAGUGGAGAACUUCCUGCGAGUCUUGACUGGACGGCUUCCCCCCAGCACUCCUCGCUCCAAACGCCUCCUGUCUGACGACCGAAGCAACAUCCUCAUAUACCUCACUGGUCACGGUGGGAACGGCUUCCUUAAGUUUCAGGAUUCGGAGGAGAUCAGCAACGUGGAAUUGGCUGAUGCUUUUGAGCAAAUGUGGCAGAAAAGAAGGUACAACGAGCUGCUCUUCAUCAUCGACACUUGUCAGGGCGCCUCUAUGUACGAGAGGUUUUACUCUCCAAACAUCAUGGCUCUGGCCAGCAGUCAGGUCGGGGAAGACUCCCUGUCGCACCAACCAGACCUGGCUAUAGGAGUCCAUUUAAUGGAUCGCUACACCUUCUACCUGCUGGAGUUCCUGGAGGACAUCCACCCGGCGAGCAAAGCCAACAUGAAUGACCUGUUCAAAGUUUGUCCCAAGAGUCAGUGCGUGUCCACUCCGGGUCAUCGGACCGACCUUUUCCAGAGGGAUCCGGGAAGCGUCCUCAUCACAGACUUCUUCGGCAGCGUCCGCAAAGUCGAGAUCACCACUGAAGUUGUAAACUUAACGGACCCCAUCGAGCAAGUGGACGAGAGCCCUGCGAAUGGAGAGGCGCGUGAAGAGAUGUACUCGUACGUGGACCAGCUGCCGGUGUCUGAGAUCAUCCAUCAGAAACCAAAGCAGAAAGACUGGCAUCCUCCUGAUGGCUUCAUCCUGGGCCUGUGGACUUUAAUCCUGCUGGUGUUUUUCAAGACCUACGGUGUUAAACAUCUAAAGCACAUCUUCUAAGGAUCCGGCGCAGACGCAGCUGGACAUCCCAGGACCCAGGGAGUCUUUCCUGAAGGGGUAUUUGGGAAGAAGCUGCAGUUUGUGAUGGGUUUUUAUACCUGAAUGUGGGAAGAUGAGCAACAGAAACUACUGAUUUGUAUAAAGCUCCAUAAACUAUUGGUGCCUUUUUUAUGUUUUAAAGCUGCAGUAUGUAACUUUUAUAAAAAUAUGUUGUUUUUUUACCGUCUUUAAUAAAACUGUCACCAUGUCGUGACAGUGUAAGACAGAUAAUCUGUGAAAAAAAUGUAGCUCUUCCAUGAGCUAUUACUGUGGUCUGCAAAAAUGCACAAAAACAACCAAUCAGAGGCAGGAGGCGGGUCUUAGGGCUGUCAAUCAAUGUGCUAAGGGUGGAAGUGAUGUUUUUUAUUUGUUUUUCUGUUAUGCGUGUUGUUUUCUAUUCUUAUUGAUAUUUGUUUACUUCGGUGACUAGGUUGUAAAAUGUGAAUCUUGUAUAAUUUUUUUUUACAAUUUUUUUGGUAUUAUACCAAAAAAAUUGCAGCAUUCGUGGCAGGUUAUGUGUGUUUUACUAAGGUUCAGCUUGGCAAAAAAACAAGUGGGAGUGGUGAAUAUGAGAGUGAUUGACAGCGCUAAGACCCGCCCCCUGGCUCUGAUUGGUUGUUUUUGAUUGAGCGUUGUAUUUCUUCAGUUUUUUUGUUUUUUUUGCAGAUUAUCCGUUUGAUUAUGACGUUUCCAGUGGAGAGAAUAAAAAACAGCAUCUGUUCCUGCUUUUCUACUCUUAAAGAAAACAUGUAUUUAUGUCCUGUUAUUAAUUGUCAAUGACAUUGCAGAGCUGACUAAGCGCUUUUGAAAUUUUUGAAAAUCGGGAUCUUGCUACUGUCUUGUAAAAGUAACUGAGGAUCUUAUGUGAGCAACAUGAAGUAACUCAUAACAGAGGAGUGGAUGGAGUAAAAAAGAAUGUUAAGUACAAGAAUGAAAUUCUAAUAUUAGCAGAGUAAAGUCCGUUAAUGAGAAUAACUGUUUACUGUACGACUUUAUUCUUGUCAUUACAUUUUUUUCUUAGCCUGGCCCUUUCGCUCUGUGGUAGAAAGAAAAUGGUGGAAAGUUGUAUGUAAAUUUUUUUUCCCAGGUUUUCUAAAAUUUCUACCUCUUCUUCUCUACAAAAAUAGCUUGAGGUCAGUCGGAUAUGACCCAGAGGGAUUCUGAACAUUAGUUUUCGAGUUUUCUUUUACAUUGACAUUAGGAUUAAGGCUUGGAUUUUGACUGAGCCAUUCCAUAGUAGGUUUUUGCUGUAUAUUUAGUUCAGCUGGACGUCCGCCACAGCCUCCGGUCUGCUGUUCGUUCAUCUCUUUCCAUUUUUAAAUGAUGGAAUGAAUGUUUAGGAUUUUAUUUUCUAACUUUCUAACUCCAUAAGUUCUGUGACCCAUCUGCUGCGUUCCUUCAUGAUGCUGUUUGCUCGCCAGCGUUGUCCGUCUAGAUUAUUUGAUCGAAUAGUUUUUGAACAUAAAUGGUUGCAUUUUAUUUAUUUUGAGGUUUUAGAGUAAAAGGGGCUGGACACAAACUCACUAUUUGCAUUUUUAUUAGUAAGACAUUUUAGAAAAACAUAUUUCCACUUGUUUUUUACUACUUUUUGUUGCUCUGUCACAUAAAAUCCCCAUAAAAUAUGUACAAGUUUUGUUACAUGAGGUGAAAAAGUUUAAGGUGUAUGAACAAUUUCUCCAAAACUGUACAUAUUAAGAAGUUUGCUUUUGUUUUAUUUUGGCAAAUGGUUAAAUGUUCAGCCGUUUUUCUUCUAUUUCACUUGUUCUGCUCCUCCAUAUAUUUUUGUGUCGCAAGCAGAGUUUUGCUCCUCUGUUGCACCGACAUGCUUUAUAAUGCACUGAACUGAGUCUGCAGAUAAUUAAAUUUAUUUGGAGCGCAUGUUGCCCCGCAUAUUUCAGCUGCAGCAGCCUAUUUGUUUAAGUGCUACUCUGACUGUGGGUCACAGAAGGAAAAACACGCUGAUUGGUUGUGAGUGGGCUGUGGAGAGAUUACUGCAGGGGUGUCCAAAGUGUGGCCCCGGGGCCGGUUUGUGGCUGGUGGAAUGAUUCUGUGUGGCCGUUGUCCACAAUUCAGGAAUAUCGGCUUUAUUUCAGCGUAUUGGUAACUUUGAUAUGCUUAGAGGAAACUAAAGUAAAAUGCUGCAGACAAAUUAGAAUAGUUGUAAAAUAUGAAUGGUUUGUGUUGCUCAAAUUUUCUAUUUUAUCAACCAAAUGUUCUGCUUUCAUUUUAAUUUGACAGCAUAUAACUCCACAACCAACCAGCCACUUUUACUCAAAAGUAGAAUUGGAGCACAUCCCUUCAUUAGAGAUUUAAAGCUGCAGUAUGAAGCUUCUUUAAAAAAUAUAUAUAUAUAUUUUUUUACAUUUGUUGAAACUGUAACUGUCGUAACAGUUUAGAAACAGAUCAUCUGUGAAAAAAAUUGAGCUUCUCCACCUUCUCCCACUGCUAACUAGAAACAACCAAUCAGAGCCAGGAGGCGGGUCUUAGUGCUGUCAAUCAACCUCUCCAUCACCCACUUGCGCUCUGCUACUCCAGCUAGCGUAGCAUGUUGUGAAUGCUCAGGCUAGUUAGCAUGUGACCAAUAACAGCAGAUAAACGGUUUUCUUGUAAUAAGUUGUUUGUCCACCAUUAGCACAUUUAGCAGGAUUACAUGAGGUUGAUUGACAGCGAUAAGACCCGCCUCCUGGCUCUGAUUGGUUGUUUUUGGUUCAUUUCUUUACAUGGCAAUAGCAACUCAUGCUGAAGAUGGAGAGAUCAAUCACGGAUUAUCUGCCUCAUAACUAACUGUCAUGGCAUCGUGAUAAUUUCAACAAAUAUGUAAAAAACAUAUUUUUUUUAUAUAGGUUACAUACUGCAGAUUUAAGAAGGUUUUAAAAGAAAAAGAGGGACUUGCAUCUUGUUCUUGUAGCUUAGAAUACAUCUAAAAUAAACAGAUUCUUUCUGUAUAGA